AUGGCCUUUUGGUCAGCGGCCAGAGACUGUAACCUGACGGAGGACGGAAGAUCUCUGAAAGCAGCGUCUGUGGGGACGAAAAGGGUUAUUCCGGCGCCGGCUUCAUCGGCCUCGAACUCCGAGACCACCCCGGAGGCGGUGAGCAUGGCCGCCGCCAUGUUGAAAUUGUGGCCGUCGAUGAGCUCCUGGGUGAUGUUGAGCCCCAAUGGCGGCCAGGUCUCGGAGGCCAUGAGAUUGAGGCUGCUAGGGAUCAGGAGCGAGCUGAGUGGCAGGACGGAGACGUUGGGGUCGCGAGUUAGGCGUGGCUUUGGAGGUGUGGGAGAUGGAGCUGAAGGUGACAGUGCGGGAGAAGGGGUCGCGGGUGAUGUUGACGGAGCCGGAGCGGGAGUUAUCGAGGGCGCGGGUGGUCUGGAAGAGUGUGGCGACGAGUUUCCCGGAGGGAGGGAUGCGGUCGAGGUCGGAAGGGGUGAGGCGCUCGAGGAGGACGUUGUAGCGGAGGACGUCAGGGAGGGCGGCGGAGGAUGGGGCGUAGAGGAGGUUGUUGGGGACAGCGAGGAUGGUGAUGUUGGAGCGGGCGGAGAGAUCGGCGCCGACGGCGUAUGUGGUGAAGAGGUCGGUGAAAUUGGAGAAAUUGGAGUAGGGAGAGAGGACGUGGGAGAGACGAGCGAGUUUCAAUCAACGAUCGACGACCCCGCCUCUGCCAGUCAAAUCAGAAUCAUUGUCAGCUUACAAAUGCCUAAAAUACUCGACAAUGAACUUGAGCGCCCGCUGAAGUACCACAUCUUCUCCAACGCCGGCGUCGUAGCUGGGGACGCAACGCAACCAGCCGCCAAUCUCGCGCAUGUCUUGAAAAAGGCCGACGUGGAGAGGAUGAUGAAGGAGUAA
Molecule: messenger RNA, 885 nt
Organism: Striga asiatica
Lineage: Eukaryota; Viridiplantae; Streptophyta; Magnoliopsida; Lamiales; Orobanchaceae
Source: the annotation of a GenBank genome assembly